Molecule: messenger RNA, 784 nt
Organism: Agrilus planipennis (emerald ash borer)
Lineage: Eukaryota; Metazoa; Arthropoda; Insecta; Coleoptera; Buprestidae
Gene: RpL15
Product: 60S ribosomal protein L15
Exons: 5
Coding region: 100-714 (204 amino acids)
Biological process (GO): cytoplasmic translation
Cellular component (GO): cytosolic large ribosomal subunit; ribosome
Molecular function (GO): structural constituent of ribosome; RNA binding
Source: RefSeq, a predicted model, not a curated record
GAUUUAUCACAUAUAUGAUAUAAUUUAUCUAUGGAUGUAAUUGAAGUCCCUUCCGUCUCUUUUAGAUGUCACUGGCGCUGCCAUCGUUUGUAGGCGAAAAUGGGAGCCUAUAAAUAUAUUCAGGAACUUUACAAGAAGAAACAAAGUGACGUUCUCCGAUUUUUAUUAAGGAUUCGUGUUUGGCAAUAUCGUCAGCUAACAAAACUUCAUCGGGCCCCAAGGCCUUCACGACCUGACAAGGCUCGUAGGUUAGGCUAUCGUGCUAAACAAGGGUUUGUAAUCUAUCGUAUUCGUGUACGACGUGGAGGUCGUAAACGUCCAGUACCCAAAGGCUGUACUUAUGGAAAGCCUAAAGGACAUGGUGUCAACCAAUUGAAACCUACUCGUAACUUACAAUCAAUUGCAGAGGAACGUGUUGGUAGAAGAUGUGGGGCACUAAGGGUCCUAAACUCAUAUUGGGUAGGACAAGACUCAUCCUAUAAAUAUUAUGAAGUUAUUUUAGUUGACACUGCACAUAACGCAAUCCGCAGGGAUCCCAAGAUAAAUUGGAUUGUAAAGGCUGUUCAUAAACAUCGUGAAUUGAGGGGACUCACUUCGGCUGGCCGAUCAUCAAGAGGUUUAGGUAAAGGGCAUAGAUAUUCACAAACAACAGGGGGCUCCAGAAGGGCAGCCUGGCGCAGAAAGAAUUCGCUACAAUUGCGCAGAAAACGAUAAUAUGCCUGUUCUUGUACAUUUUAAUUUAAAUGUACACAUUUUUACAUUAAUAAACUUAAUUACCAAUGUU